Messenger RNA from Abrus precatorius (Indian licorice), 1697 nucleotides. RefSeq names its product probable serine incorporator. Gene Ontology annotation, cellular component: membrane. The transcript has 6 exons. Bases 188 to 1420 code for a protein of 410 amino acids. The record is from RefSeq and is a predicted model, not a curated record. NCBI's taxonomy places the organism in Eukaryota, Viridiplantae, Streptophyta, Magnoliopsida, Fabales, Fabaceae.
AGUGGAUAAGAAUGCAACGAGUGUUUCCUUAAACGACGAAGGGAAGUUUUGAAACGACACAUGCGAAGCACGGAGCUGUGUAUAGAGGCAGUGAUUCUUGAAUCGAACUCGAUCACAGAGAAAUUCAACCGUGAAAGGAGAGAGAAGGUGAUAUCUCUAGUAUCUCCUAUCAAACAUCAUCGUCAUCAUGUCGUGUUGUUUAUCUUGCUGCGCGUCUAUGACAGGCGGUCUCUGCACCUCUACGGCAUCAUGCAUCUCCCAAAAAUCUGCCAGAAUCGGUUACUGUGCUCUCUUCGGCGUCUCUCUCAUUGUUUCGUGGAUCCUAAGAGAAGUUGGAGCACCCCUUUUGGAGAAACUCCCCUGGAUAAAUACAUCCGAAACGGAUGCCCAAACAAAGGAGUUCUAUCAAAUACAAGCGGUUCUUCGUGUGAGCUUGGGAAAUUUCUUAUUCUUUGGCAUCCUAGCGCUUAUUAUGAUUGGUGUGAAGGACCAGAAUGAUAGGCGUGAUUCAUGGCACCAUGGUGGUUGGACUGCAAAAAUGGUGAUCUGGCUUUUGCUUGUGGUCCUUGCAUUCUUCCUUCCUGAUGUCGUAAUAUUAGUAUAUGGAUUCAUAUCAAAAUUUGGGGCUGGCUUGUUUUUAUUGAUUCAAGUGAUAAUUUUACUUGACUUUACUCACACUUGGAAUGAUGCAUGGGUUGAGAAAGAUGAACAGAAAUGGUACAUUGCUUUACUUGCUGUAUCGAUUGGAUGCUACAUCGCAGCAUUUACAGUGUCAGGAAUUCUUUUCAUUUGGUUCAACCCUUCUGGAUAUGAUUGUAGCCUCAACGUCUUCUUCCUUGUCAUGACCAUGAUUCUUGCUUUCUUGUUUGCGGUUAUUGCUUUACAUCCUAAGGUGAAUGGAAGCUUGUUGCCUGCAUCUGUGAUUUCCCUUUACUCUGCUUAUGUGUGCUACACGGGUCUUUCUAGUGAACCUCGUGGCUAUGAGUGCAAUGGUCUCAACAGGUCCACAGCUGUCAGUGCAAGUACACUCAUUCUUGGCAUGCUAACAACAGUGCUUUCAGUAUUGUAUUCUGCUCUUCGUGCUGGAUCUUCAACAACAUUCUUGUCACCACCAUCUUCACCGAAAUCAGGUGCGAGUAAACCUCUUCUUGAAGAAGUGGAAGAAGGAAACACAAAGAAGGAGGAAAAGGAAGCACAACCAGUUAGUUAUUCAUAUUCUUUCUUCCACCUAAUAUUUGCCUUGGCUAGCAUGUAUUCAGCUAUGCUUCUUUCUGGAUGGACCAGCACAUCUGAGAGCUCAGAUCUCAUAGAUGUUGGUUGGACAUCUGUAUGGGUUCGAAUUGGCACUGAGUGGGUCACUGCUGGAUUGUAUAUCUGGACUCUUGUGGCUCCUGUGCUGUUUCCUGAUCGUGAAUUUUAGUUCUCUCUUCUCCACUUCAUAGCAUUCUCAUUGGGUUUAUCCGUUUAUGGACACUAUGGUGUUGUAAGUAAUAAUCUUCCCUGCCUACAUAUGGAAUGCCGUAUGUUGCAAUUGCAGUAGAUGAUAUAUGUAUAGAUUUAGCUCUUCAUGUAAAUGUUAUGUUUUUUUUUUUUUAAAUAAACAAUGUAGAGUGUUUUAUAAUUUAUAUAUACUGUAGUAAAUAAUAAUACUAGAUGGCUAAAUAAAUUAAUAGUUUGCUGACCAUGGUUUUGCUGUU